Molecule: messenger RNA, 2605 nt
Organism: Fragaria vesca subsp. vesca
Lineage: Eukaryota; Viridiplantae; Streptophyta; Magnoliopsida; Rosales; Rosaceae
Product: ABC transporter G family member 21-like
Exons: 5
Coding region: 135-2219 (694 amino acids)
Cellular component (GO): membrane
Molecular function (GO): ATP hydrolysis activity; ATP binding; ABC-type transporter activity
Source: RefSeq, a predicted model, not a curated record
GCAUGUGAUUGAUCGAUCUAGCUAAGCAGUCUAUCUUUCUCUUCUUCCUCAUCCUCUCUGUUACUCGGCUUCACUUCUUCUCGUCUCUUCUCUCUUCUCCGGCCGUCUAUCUCCGUUUCCUAGCUUUCAAAGCAAUGAUACCGCCGGAGCAGGAAAACACCAUGACAAACACUAGUAGUACUCCACCUAACAAGUCUAGCAUGCUCUCUAAUGUAAGCCGGUCUGAAAAUUACCAGACCGGCUGGGUUCAUGCGGAACCUUCUCCCGGAAGUAUUAACGGAAGCCAGCGUCUGGCGCCGGACGACAUGCCCGAACAACCCCAUCCCGGUACUCCGCAUAGAGCUUCCGUCUUGCGAGAGUCCCUGCGCCCCGUCACACUUAAGUUCGAAGACGUCACAUACAGCAUUAAGCUCGAGCCGACAAAGGGCAGUUGCGUCAGUUCAUAUAAUGAGCCAAAGCAAACACGAAAUCUACUGAAUGGGGUGAGUGGGAUUGUGCGACCGGGUGAGCUUCUGGCAAUGCUGGGGCCCUCCGGCAGCGGCAAGACCACUCUCUUGACUGCCCUCGGCGGCCGCUUGCCGGGAAAAAUCACCGGCAAAGUGACCUACAACGGCCAGCAUUUCUCAAGCUCCAUGAAGCACAACACUGGCUUCGUGACGCAAGAUGACGUUCUGUAUCCUCAUCUAACUGUGCUCGAAACCCUAACAUAUACUGCCCUUUUGAGGCUUCCAAAGCAGCUGAGCAAGCAAGAGAAAAAAGAACAGGCUGAGACGGUUAUGGUGGAGCUCGGGCUGACCCGGUGCCGUGACAGUGUUGUUGGCGGGCCUUUGCUACGUGGGGUCUCGGGUGGGGAGAGGAAACGGGUCAGUAUCGGGCAGGAGAUGUUGGUUAACCCAAGUCUUUUGUUCCUAGACGAGCCCACCUCGGGGCUCGACUCCACCACUGCACAGCGUAUAGUUGCUACGCUGCGCCGCUUGGCGAGGGGUGGGAGGACGGUGAUCACCACCAUCCACCAGCCCUCGAGCAGGUUGUACAGGAUGUUUGAUAAGGUGGUGGUGUUGUCGGACGGGUGCCCGAUUUACAGCGGGCAUGCGGGUCGGGUCAUGGAGUAUUUCGGGUCCAUUGGAUAUGAGGUCGGGUUCAAUUUCAUCAACCCGGCUGAUUUCUUGCUUGAUCUUGCUAAUGGUAUAGCACCUGAUGCUAAACAAGAUGAUCAACUAGAGUAUAAUGGCAGAUUAGAUCACCACGAAGAACAAAAUAGUACUAAGCAGUUUCUGGUAUCAUCCUAUAAGAAGAACCUACACCCUGCACUGAAGGCAGAGAUUCAGCAAAGUCAGAAAGACCCAGCUGUUGUUUCUUCUUCUUCAAGAACAUUAUCAUCCAGAGGUAGUCGAGAUUACGAAUGGACUACCAGCUGGUGGGAGCAAUUCAUAGUUUUGCUUCAGAGGGGUUUGAAAGAGAGAAAGCAUGAAUCUUUCUCGGGUUUAAGGAUUUUCCAAGUCAUGUCAGUUGCAAUUCUCUCAGGCCUUUGUUGGUGGCACUCAGAUACUUCACAUUUGCAAGAUCAGGUUGGACUUCUGUUUUUCUUCUCCAUAUUCUGGGGCUUCUUCCCACUAUUCAAUGCCAUUUUUGCCUUCCCUAUGGAACGACCGAUGCUACGAAAGGAACGUUCCUCUGGCAUGUACCGUCUCUCUUCUUAUUACUUUGCCAGAACUGUAGGUGAUUUGCCAAUGGAGCUUGUACUCCCCACUGUGUUUGUGACGGUUGCUUAUUGGAUGGGGGGUCUCAAGCCUUCACUAGUCACAUAUGGACUAACCCUCUUCAUAGUUCUUUUCAAUGUGCUAGUCUCACAAGGCCUUGGACUAGCACUAGGUGCAAUUCUAAUGGAUGUGAAACAGGGGACAACUCUGGCUUCAGUGACCAUGUUGGUAUUUUUGCUAGUAGGAGGGUACUACAUUCAGCACAUGCCAGGUUUCAUAGCUUGGCUGAAGUAUAUUUCUUUCAGUCAUUACUGUUAUAAGCUUCUUCUGGGAGUUCAGUACUCGGUGAAGGAAGUUUACGAGUGCGAUUUAGGGGUGCGUUGCAGGGUAAUAGACUACCCUGCUGUUAAGUUUGUGGGUCUUGAUGGUUUGUGGUCUGAUGUUGCUGCAUUGGGUGUAAUGCUGGUGGGAUAUAGGGUUCUAGCGUAUGUUGCUUUGAGGAUGGGGCAACCUCACUGACUAGCUACUUCUUGAUCGAUGACGAUGAUACAUAGAUCAGAAUCGAAACUGACAUUUUGCGGCUGCCGAAGGCUACAGAAUCUGAUGAUGACUUUCAAUCUCCGAUUUUAUCAAAUAAUCAAGGUUUCAAACUGAGAUAUUGUGAAUGAAGAUCUUAUGCUGAUAGCUAGCUGGAGAAAUCUCAAUUGUACUCCUUCACAUGAAAAUCAAUAUGAUAUUAUAAUUAUUUGUACCUAGGUCUGUAAAAGAUAUUGCAGUUCAGUUUACUGAUUAUGAACAAUUGAACAUCUUCCCCUAGAAAGUGCACAGUAGAACUGUAAUUUGAAAUGAUCCUAGGUUAGUUUAUUUGAUUUGUAUGAAAUCAGUCAAGUAUGCGGUGUGUUUAA